AUGAAUGAAAUACUCGUGUUGGCGCCACAUAUAAAGACGACAAUGUUAUUGGAACUUGGUGAACAAGAUUUGUUGUGGGAUGGUAGUUGGUCUGUUAAAAUGCACGGGUUCACUCCGAAUCAUAGUACCGUGGCCAUACACAAUAGACAGUUAGCGGACAACGCCGAGUUAUUCGAUCAUCUCAAACCAAGCUAUGUCUGUCUCUUUCAGGGUGGCGGGUAUUACCGCGACCUUGUACACUGUCAGUACAAAGACAUGUUUGAUCGACUCGAACCUCACAUCAAACACAUCUCGUUGGAUGAUGACUAUGUCGAAUUGUCGGAAUUGUAUGACUUGAUAACAUUGGAAGAUUCAAAGUUGGAAUCACUCGAAGUAUCUAUCAUACUGUUGCCAAGAGAGGAAAAUGGUGGUAUUGCAAGCAGCUGUCAAACCAUUGAAACGUAUGAUUCAUACGCGGUCGGCGACCAAGACGACGAAAAAAAAGAAAAAGAAGAAGAAGAAGGAGAAGAAGAAGAAGAAGAAUCGUCAAACUGGGAAUGGAUUUGUGAUGCAUUGGAGGAAAACACCACUCUCAAACGACUCUUGCUCAAAGAUUAUUAUAAACAUUUAUACUUUAAUGAUUACUCGAAAAAAAACAAGGACAUUGUAACAAUACCAAGUUUUGAAUGGCCGUUCCGCGCUAUUUGGGAAAACAAUACGACCAUUGAAUAUCUUGGUCUGUCGUAUCUCUCUCACAUUAUCUGUUCGAGGUUUUUUGAUGAGAUGCAGCACAACCAAACCAUCACUACGUUGGUACUGACAGAAGAGACUAUUCAUCGAUCAUAUGUACCAUCAUUCUGCAAGAUGAUUGCAAAUACUAAAACCAUUAAAACACUGUCAAUCAGAGACAAUCAUUUGGAAUGGUGCGACGAGUUUGAGCAUGCGUUCCAACAAAACAAGUCAAUCAAAGUGCUGGAUGUAUCAGGUAACAGGUUUGGAUAUAAUGAUGCUACACAACUAUACAAUUCAUUAUUGCAAAGUGAUACUGUACAAUACUUGGUAUUGGACCAUUCCAAACCACCGAUCGACCAAUCUGAUUAUGUCCGACAAUCAAAAUCAUUAAAAGAUUAUUUCUACAGUGAUUAUAAAGGUGAUAUCAGAGCCGAUAGUUUCCUAUCACCAUCUAUUUAUUAUUUUUCAUAA
Messenger RNA from Cavenderia fasciculata, 1182 nucleotides. RefSeq lists its product as uncharacterized. The record is from RefSeq and is a predicted model, not a curated record. The coding region runs from base 1 to 1182 and encodes 393 amino acids. NCBI's taxonomy places the organism in Eukaryota, Evosea, Eumycetozoa, Acytosteliales, Cavenderiaceae. The transcript has a single exon.